UAGACAGGACAUUUACACAUUUUACAGUGAAAAGAAAAAUGGCUAAUGUUUUGCCCUUCAAGCAGCAAAAAAUAGAAUUAAAAUCUGGAUGUGUAACAACUGUACUUAACGUAACAUCCAUUCAAUGUGUAACACCUGUGUGACCGUGUGUCACAAAUUACUCAAAGUCCAGCUGACUGUGCACUGCACUACCAUAUCACAAAACUGUUAAGCCCAGACUUUAAGUCCACCCUGCAUUUCUAUAGUUGAAGGUUUAAAACCCGUAUUCUCAAAUGAUGAAGGUUAAAAUUAUGGACAAUUAGGUAUCUGUAUUACUUUAUCAGGGCACUGGAACGUUUCAAGUAAACUGAAGAAUGUCUUAGAAAAUUCUUGAUGGUUGGUCACCUUAAACUAGGAGCUCUCCCACAAGUCAGCCACCUUGGCCACAUGACAAUUCUUAAAUGUCACCAUCAGCUGUCAUAAAAAAUACUAUAAUUCAGAGUCUUUUUCUGCAACCUGAGAGCAGUAAUGUGGCAACCUUCAAAUACUUGCAACAUGACUUUCAAAAAUGUCUCUAUCAUUUUGCCUGGUGAUAAAGGAAGAUCCAUCCUUUGAAACACAGUAAUUAUUUCAAGAUUUUAAGGUUUUUGAAGAGGUCUUAAAACAGAUAAAAUCCAAGCAGUCUGCAGCCUUGAUGCAACAUUUCCUCCACUUCUGUGUCGCAGCCUCAUUUAUAAAUGUGUGUGUCAGUUGGUCUGAAGACAUGCUGGCUUCCACCUAAAAGAAAUAUUUUUCUUACAUGCUGUGGAAUCCGUCUGAGUGACAGAAGGAAGAUUUGGUACAGAAGUCCCUAAAUUACAAACGCCCAUACGUAUGAACGAAGCUAUUAUCUGCCUUAACAUUUUGACAGAUUGGUUCAUAACAAUGCAGUUUUUACAUACACAUCAGUUGUUCGAGACCCUCCGAAAUUUCAUCUCUGGAAGGAGCCUGUCUUGCAAGCGACACAGUCGAACACUGCUGUUCUCUGACGCCACCCUUGAAAGCAGCGCCACGGUGAUGAGGGUUAAAGUCAGCAGCAUUGUGGCCUAUGACCAGUACCCACUGCAGGACUGCAUGGACAGUUCUAUCGCCGACUUCCCAGAAGAUCUGUUUGACGCAAAAGAAAGGAGGAAUGGAGCAAUCAUCUUUCAUUUCCUCUUGGCACUCUACUGCUUCACAAUGCUUGCAAUAGUCUGCAAUGACUACUUUCUGCCAUCAGUGGACUGCAUCUGUACAGAUCUGAACCUUACACAAGAUGUUGCUGGAGCGACAUUUAUGGCAAUUGCCACAUCAUCACCAGAACUUUUUGUCAAUAUCAUCGGAACAUUCAUCACCGAGUCAGACCUCGGGGUGGGCACAGUUGUAGGUUCUGCUGUGUUCAAUACUUUGGGAGUGGCAGCAUGUAUUGGACUUGCAGCUUGUAAGGUUAUUAACCUUGAAUGGUGGCCAUUGACACGUGACUGUAGCAUCUACAUUGUCACAAUAGGAGUCUUGACUGCAGUAACUUUAGAUGAGAAAGUUGACUGGUAUGAGGCUCUCAUACUAGUCCUUAUGUACAUUACAUACUUCUUCAUAAUGUGGUCAAAUGGGCACCUUAUGAAAUUAGCCAAGAAACUUGAAGUCAAAAUUAUUGGCAGUAAAACUGUUCUAAAUGAUCCAGAGAGUUCUGUAUCAGAGGUUUAUUCAAGUGUUGGCCCUGGAAUAUACCGCUGGUAUCUUCAUGGAGAUUUCACUGUUAGCAACAAUAUAACUUCAGAUGAUACAGAAAAAUCUCCUAAACGUAAAGGUCGCUUAAUGUGCCCACCAGCAGGUAGCGGACUAAUAGAGAAAGUGUGGAAUAUAUUUUCAUGGCCAGUUUCACUCUUGGUUUUCAUCAGUAUUCCAGAUUGUCGUAAAAAUCAUUUUCGUCACUUAUAUCCUCUCACAUUCAUUAUGUGCAUAGUAUGGAUAGGAACAGCAUCAUACCUCAAUGCCUGGAUGAUGACAACUAUAGGUAAUACCUUUGGAGUUCCUGAUUCUGUCAUGGGACUCACUAUGCUUGCAGCAGGUGGAAGUUUACCUGAAGCAUUUUCUUCAAUUAUUAUGGCACGGAAAGGUAUGGGAGCCAUGGGGAUCAGUUCCUCUGUUGGAGCCAAUACUCUUAACAUUCUUCUCUGUCUGGCGAUGCCUUGGUUCAUCAAAUGCAUUGUACAAAUUGCCCAGACUGGAGAUGCAAGCACCGGUUAUGUCGAAAUCAUGUCAGAAGGAGUAACGUACAAUUGUUUCUCUCUACUUGGCUGCGUUCUGCUGCUUUAUGCUGUUAUAGCUAUGUUCAAAUUCCAGCUUGGAAAAUGGCUUGGCUUCACAUGCGUCAUCAUGUACUUUAUCUUCAUCUCAUUUUCAGUCCUCAUUGAAAUGAAUGUAUUCUUUUUUGUUAACAAGCCAUUGUGUGUUGAAAUAUGAAAAUAAUAAUUCAUACUGACAUUUCUUUAU
Zootermopsis nevadensis is the source of this 2490-nucleotide messenger RNA. NCBI's taxonomy places the organism in Eukaryota, Metazoa, Arthropoda, Insecta, Blattodea, Termopsidae. The record is from RefSeq and is a predicted model, not a curated record.